ACUGCGGAAGUUAAAUUUUGUAAAUCCAUGAAAUCGUCAAAAUAAACCAAAAUAAAAGCAACACUUGACCCCUUUGAGUGGUGUGCUCAUUUAUUUAGAGAGUAUGGAAGGUCCAUGUCAAUAUCGGCACACGAAGAAAGCUCUAACAGAGCUGGAAGAUCUGCUUUUGUGCAAGAUUUGUCACAUGAUUCUCCGUGACCCCUGCACUCUCAAAUCAUGUCAGCAUAUUUUCUGCCGCGAUUGCGCUGAGGAAUACGCAGGGACUGUGUGCCCGGUCUGCAACUUUCCCUCCCACAUGAAGGACCUGGAAGUCAACCGCAACAUGAAGAACAUCAUCAAGCUUGCCAAGUAUCUCAACACGCUGCUGUACAAGGGAGACCAAGAUGCAAUGUCAGAAUCUGAAUCUGCGAGUAAUGCUUCUGCUCUGGACCAUGCUGGGAACGUGCAGCCCACCGAGGGCCCAGCUCGGGACAUACAGCAAGCUCCGGAUCCUGCAGGGGAGAUGGAGGACCCCGUCCAGGAAGACGAGGGGUCAGAUCACACUGAAGAUAUGGAGGUUGACUGCCAGGAUGAUGAUAUGGAGAGUAAGGAGGGCCCAGAGCCAGGACCAGAAACUGAGAGGACUCCUUCCAAGGCCGCGGAGCCCUCAUCCGUCUAUGAUUUCAUUGCGUCGCCCCAGGCUGCAAAUGACAAGAAAGGAAAGUCGGUUCGCAAGAAGAAAGGAAAAGCUGCUCCUUUGAACGAGGAUAGCAGUGGCAGGCAGACACUGGGGAGUAGCAGUGGCAGGCAGACACUGGGGAGUAGCAGUGGCAGGCAGACACUGGGGAGUAGCAGUGGCAGGCAGACACUGGGGAGUAGCAGUGGCAGGCAGACACUGGGGACUAGCAGUGGUUGGCAGACUGGGCGCAGCAGCCGCAGUAGGACCACCAAGGAGAAGAAGACGAAACGUCUGCAGGAUAUAAACAAGUCGUGGCGAGCUUUGUCCAAGUGUGACAGUUGUAUUGCUAAGAAAGGAGUGAAAAAGACUGUGCGUGUUGUUUUGCCGCUGAGCCAGGAGGAUGUGAGGAAGAAGGAGCAUUCGGAUGUCAAGGAUGAUGGGGAUAAUCUAGAGUGUGGGGACUGUGGUAUCCAGCAGGAGUUGGGGGAACUCACAGAUCAGCAGGAACCGAAGGAUUUGCCACCGAGUCACUAUGAUGAUGAUGUUGAUGGAAGAACUCGAAGAUGCGGUAAAGAGUACCGUCACCUGGAUGAGGCUGAGCCAUACGUGAGUUUGGAGAAGUUGGAUAAAUCAGAUUUGUUGCCGAGUGGUUUUACCAAGAUAAACCAACCUAUGCAUGAGAGUGUUGGAAGCCGUGAUGAUGAGCAGAGUGGCACAUCUGAAACACCUGUUACUGAACCAAGUGAUGAUAAGAUUGCCAAGGCCUUGUCAGGCAGGAUGGAGAAGACACCUGAAAACCGCAAAAAGAGGCUGCCACUGGAAUCCGAUCAUGUUGCAGCUACAAAAAAGAGUCACAAGUCGUUUGACGAAACUGCGAAUGCUGCAACUUGUACCAAGCUAGAAAGUACUUCAUCUGAUGUUUUGGCUGCUCCAGAAUCCAACCAGGAACGCACUGGACGUCAGAAGGAGGCAUCAAAUGUGGCCAAAUUCAUUUCCAAGGCUCCUGCAUCGACUGGGAAAUCCGGCCGAAAAUCUGCAGGAAAUGAAAGGAAAAGUUCAGCAGCUGAGAAAAGGGCUUGUCUAAAAAUAUCUCCCGACUGUUCUGCUGCUGUGGUAGAAAGUGUUUCACCUGAUUCCUUCACUACACCAGUCUCGAGCAAGAUAGGCAGACGAAGGUCAACUGGAGGUCAAAAGAAGUUAUCAAGUUUGAACAGUUUUGUUUGCGCAUCUGGUAAGGAGGAAACACGAAUGUCCACCAGCGGUGAGCAGAAGAUGUUAGAACCCACGACCCCUUCAACUGGUGGUGGUUUCCCCUGUUCCGCAUCAAGUGGGAAAACUCACCGGAAAUCUGCAGGGAGUGAUCAGGAUGUUGGUAUUGUGACGCCUGGUCGAAAGUCUUCCGCAAGGUUGUCCACGAGCAGUCCCGCCAGUCAGUUACAAAAGAAGAACGCUCGAGGUGAGACUCCGUUACACGUGGUUGCAAUUAAAGGUGACGUGGUGAAAGUCCGGGCGAUGCUGGUAGAGGGCGCUAAUCCAAACACGAAGGACAAUGCUGGAUGGACACCACUGCAUGAAGCGGCCAACCACGGAUUCACUGAGAUCGUCAAGGCAUUACUCGAUCAUGGCGCAUUCAUCAAUGCUCCAGCCAUGGACAAUGACUCUCCUCUUCUCGAUGCUGUACAGAAUAACAGGCUGGAGACUGUCAAGCUUCUUGUCUCGAGAGGAGCUGAUGUCAGUCAGAGGAACUCCUCCGGCCAGACUCCGAUGGAUUGCGCUCAGACUCGAGAGAUGAUGGAUGCCCUUAGUACCCCUGUGGACCAGGUGGAGGCGCCGGUUGUAUUGCCAUCGACCCCCACCGAGUUCACCAGACCAGAGCGGGUUGUCCUCCUCUGUACCGGCCUGAAGCGCCCAGAGCAGAUGAAGGUCCAGAAGUGUGCCAGCAUGCUUCAUGGAAGGAUAGUCACUGAAUUCUCACCUGAAGUGAGUCAUGUGAUAACCGGUGUGAACAGUGAAGGAAUGUGCGCACGAACACUCAAGUACCUGAACGCAGUCCUCCUGGGAAAAUGGAUCCUGAACUUUGAGUGGGUAGAGUCGUGCCUUCAGUUCAGUGACAGGGUGUGUGAGGAAGGAUUUGAAGUGCCCGGGUCCAGCACUCACCCUGAAUCCAACACACCUUGUAAGGGACGAGAGAAUGCUGAGAAACAACUGCCUCGUCUGUUCGAUGGAUGCAAAAUCUACUUCUCGGGAUCCUUUCGCGCGCCUACACCUGAAAAAAAGGAGCUAGUACAGUUGGCAAAGAGUGGGGGCGCCACUGUACUGAAUCGUGAACCAAAACUUGAAAAUGUUAUCCCAAAUGACAUAACUGUUCCUUAUCAUGCCAAAUCAGGCUCGUACCUGGCUGAUUGUUGUUACUUCAUCAUUCACGAUCCAAACGUUAAGAUUAAGAUGCAGCGUCACUUCCGUGUGUGUACAGCCCCCACAACUUGGUUCAUGGAAUGCAUCACUGGGUUUGAACUGCUUGAUCUGCCAGAAGGUAACGCAGACUGAACUUGUGAGCUGCACCAUCGCAGACAUCAUAUUGGAUUGAUGUUUGUGAUAUAUAAUGUGUACAAUAGCCAUUUUCUAACAAAUUAUAUUCUACAAUCUUAAAGCAUGUAUUGUUUCACUCACUACCAAUAUUAUUUUUCCUGUAGGCCAGAGUCCUCUAUUACAUGUAAAACAUGUGUACAUUAUGUGUACAUUGUUGUGCAUAAGUUUUGGUAAAAAAAGUACUCAUUGGACCAAUCAAUCUGCACAAAAUUUUAUAUGUGUCAAGAAGAACCCUUUGCCAAUAGCAUAAUAAAGUUUAAAAACAUUCCAAUACCGAUUGCCUGAGAAAAAAAGAUUUCCGUACACCAUAUCCAUCGAAACGUCACUGGCGCAUUGAUAUGGCCCUGUCAAAAUACAAGUUCUAAACUGACCAGUGAGACCACAGUCAUUUUCUUAAAUAUAUUAUCAAAAAGCAUAUUUCUGUGAUGGCCUGACUCUGUAGAUUAAGAAUCAACCACAGAUUGAGAAUUAAUUCCACUUUGGUCCAUCCCAGCCAUGUAUUUACCACAACUUGACAUUUUGAUAAGCUCUAUGUGACUGUGCCACACUUCCGGUCGUGGAUGAAUACAUGUCUC
Lineus longissimus is the source of this 3822-nucleotide messenger RNA. Its product is annotated as BRCA1-associated RING domain protein 1-like. Lineage: Eukaryota; Metazoa; Nemertea; Pilidiophora; Heteronemertea; Lineidae. The transcript has 11 exons. Gene Ontology annotation, biological process: protein K6-linked ubiquitination. The record is from RefSeq and is a predicted model, not a curated record. The coding region runs from base 104 to 3205 and encodes 1033 amino acids. Gene Ontology annotation, cellular component: BRCA1-BARD1 complex; BRCA1-A complex. Gene Ontology annotation, molecular function: ubiquitin-protein transferase activity; protein binding.